CAGCAGGCUGCUCUACUCAGCGAGAGAGAGACAGUCAGCAUCCAUCCAGCCAGCCAACCAACCAUCCUAACCACCAAAUAGUGAUUGUUUCUGCCAUUGGAUUGUGCAACCUCUAAAAGGGUCCCCCAUGCAGCUCACCAAGGAAGCGGCACGGCAGAACAGUUCCUACAAGUGUGUGAUUGAUGAUGACGCAACAAGAUCUCACCAACUCACUGCAAAAACAGACAUCACGCUGGCGUCUAUUGACCUGUUUGAGUUGGCCCGGGGGGGCGACGUGCCCCAGCUGGAGGCGUUGGUGAGGAGGAACCCAGCGGUACUGAGGGAACAGGAUGACUCUGGUGGCUCCCUGCUCCACCACGCUGCUGGUGCAGGAAACAUCCCUGUUGUCAGGUUCAUCUGCAGCAACACACACAGAGAUGAGGGGAGCCUGUACGAUGACGAGGGGUCUAUGCCGCUGCACUGGGCUGUGGAGAGGAACCAGUCAGAGAGCUGCAGGGCUCUGUUAGAGCUGGGGGCCGAACCCAACGUCCUCAACAAGGCCCUGAUGUCUCCGCUACACCUGGCGGUCAGCCACCAUCACAACCACCUGGUUGAGCUCCUGUUGUCCCACUAUAAGACAGAGUCUAACAUAGAAGGAGAUCUGGGCAACACUCCCGUCACGUUAGCCUGCUCUAUCAAUAACACUGAGGCUCUCUCCAUACUGCUGAAGCACGGGGCGAGGCUCUGUAGUCAGAACAAGCUAGGCCACUUUGCCAUCCACGCAGCUGCCUUCGCAGGUGCAAAGAAAGCCAUGGAGGUCAUCCUCAAAGCUGGAGAGGAGAUGGGUCAUUCCAUAGAGGAACACAUUAACGUCCUUGAUAAGUCGAGCAGCAGUCCUCUCCACAUGGCGGUCAGGGGAGGAAACAUGGACGUCAUUAAGUUCUGCAUCCAGAACGGAGCUAAGAUUGACCAGCAACAGGUGGACCGGUCCACAGCGCUGCACUUUGCCUGUUCCCAGGGAGCUACAGAAGCUGUUAAACUGAUGCUGUCCUCUUACAGCAGACUGGACCGCAUCAUUAACCUGCCCGAUGGAGCCAGCCAGACACCUUUACACAGGGCAACCAUAUUUGAUCACACAGAGUUGGCGGAGUACCUCAUUUCAAAGGGUGCAGACAUCGACUACAUAGACUGUAAGGGUCUUUCUCCCCUGUUGCUGGCUACUAGCUGUGGCGCAUGGAGAACUGUGGCUCUUCUGUUGUCAAAAGGUGCCAACGUGAACAUAAAGGACAGGAAAGGAUGUACCUUCCUCCACCUGACCAUCCUGCAGCCCAAAGGCCUGAAGAACCUCACAGGAGACAUCUUACAGCACAGCAGUGUGAAGGAUCUGCUGAGUACUGAGGACAACGAGGGCUGCACUCCGCUCCACUACGCCUGCAGACUGGGCAUCCACCACUCUGUCAACAACAUCCUGGUUCUACAGGUCUCUCUGGAGCACAAGUCCAAGGACAAGAAGUCAGCGCUGCACUUCGCUGCCCAGUAUGGUCGUAUUAACACAUGCCAGCGUCUGCUGGAGACCAUCACGGACUCCCGCCUGCUGAACGAGGGGGACGAGAGAGGGUUGACCCCGCUACACCUGGCCUCUGGAGGGGGACACACCAAGGUGGUGGAACUGCUGCUUCGUAAAGGAGCUCUCUUUCACUGUGAUUACAAAGGAUGGACCUGUCUACACCAUGCGGCGGCGGAGGGGUACACUCGGACCGUGAAGAUCGUCCUGGCCGCCAACAUCAAACUACUGGACAUGCUGGAUGAGGAUGGGAGCUCUGCCCUGCACGUGGCAGCCAGGGAGGGCCAUGUAGCUGCAGUAAGACUGCUGCUGCGGAGAGGGGCGGAGAUCAGCCUCAACAAGAACCACGCCUCCUUCUUCCACGAAGCACUGCAACAUGGGAGGAAGGAUGUGGUCAACGCCAUCAUCGACAGUGACAGAUGUAGUGACACCCUGAGGACGUUCAGAUGUGAUGCUGGCCAACGUUGUCCAGUGUUGGACCUGGUCGACUUGCUGCCAGAGUCUUUCAAGCACCUACUGGACCGCUGCAUCAGAGAGUCGGACGAUGACAGCAACAGUCCUGACUAUCAUAUUGAGUACAAUUUCCAGUGGCUUCAGGCACCGAUAGCACUGAAGAAGCACUCAAAUAUUGACAAAAGUGUGAAGAUCCAGCCACUCGCCGCUCUGAAUGCGAUGGUAAACUACAACAGCAUGUCGCUCCUCACACACCCCGUCUGCAAGAAAUACCUGGAGAUGAAGUGGGUGGCCUACGGGAGCGCUGCUCACCUUCUGAACCUGUUAUUGUACCUGCUUGGCCUGCUUCCUCUCACCCACCUCAUAGUGAGCCUGAGACCCAGCCUGGACUACACCGGCCCUGACAACACCACAGCUGUCACCAUGGUGCCCAUUUCCUUCAGAGAGCAAGAUUCCUUCCUGUCCAGUUGCAUGGUGAUGGUGCUAGUGAUGAACAUCUACUCCAUGGGGAAGGAAGUGAUGCAGAUGUACCAUCAGCGUUUGAGUUACUUGAAGGACAUCUCCAACAUUCAGGACUGGUACUCAAUCAUCUUCUCUCUUGUCUUCGUAAUCGCCCUGUUCCUCAACGCUGAGGGGUCCUGGUACUGGCAGGCUGGGGCGCUGGCCAUUAUCAUGUCAUGGGUUAACUUCCUCCUCUAUCUCCAAAGGUUUGAGCACUUUGGGAUCUAUGUGGUGAUGUUUCAGGAGAUUGCGAGGACGUUGUUUAAAAUCCUGUUGCUGUUCUGCUUUCUGAUGCUGGCUUUCGCCUUGGGCUUUUACGCUCUCAUGCUCAACCAGAAAGAGUUUGAGCGACUGGACCUGUCGGUGAUCCAGAUCUUUGUGAUGAUGGUCGGAGAACUGAAUUACCAAAGCAACUUUCUGGACAUAUACCUAGACAACAAAUUUCCAUUUCCCUUCCUCACCUUCUAUUUGUUGGUGAUGUUUAUCAUCUUCAUGCCCAUCCUGCUGAUGAACAUGAUGAUUGGUUUGGCGGUCGGAGACAUCGCUGAGGUACAGAGAAGUGCCGCUCUGAAGAGAAUAGCCAUGCAGAUUGAGCUCCACACCAACCUGGAGGAGAAGAUGCCGUACUGGUUGUUGAAGAGAGUGGACCAGUCAUCCAUCACCAUCUACCCCAACCGCAAGUGCUCCAGGUUCUGGAGUCGAGGAGAGGCCAACGAAGUGCGAACUCGUCUAUUGACCAACUCAUCCAAUUCAACCCCUGUCGAAGCUGAACUACGCAAACAGAAGUACAGACUAAAGGAGAUAUCCAGUGUGCUGGAGAAGCAACACGACCUGAUAAAGCUGAUGAUCCAGAAGAUGGAGAUCACCUCGGAGGCAGACGAACAUGAUGGGCCCACAGAGGUCAAAGGUGACAGGCAGAGGUCAAACUGGGGUCAGGCCAAGGGCUCUAAGUGGAUCCCGCUGAUGAAGGCCAUCAAGGGCAAUAACGUGUUGAGUACUUCACCUUAACUGGUGACCAUCAACUAUAUGACAACUAAGAUGUUACCGUUAGUGAACUUAAACCAUAUUAAUAUAGCCGAUUUAAAAUACAGUAGAUUAUCAUCUGUAUAUAUACAAUAAUGUCACUGAUUUCAAACUUCUUGUAGGAUACUUGUUGUAUCUCUUCUCUCUUUCUCUCUCUCUCUCUCUCUCUCUCUCGGCAAAUGCUAUACUUGUCUCUGUGACGUCAUACCUACUGUAUGCUUGUAUGCAUGUAAUAAUGAUUGCAUAAGAUUGAAAUAAUUUGAAAUAGUGUGUAUCUUUUAUAUUUUAACCCGUUUGAAACAUACUGUAACUGAAUGGUAAUAUUUUGCAUGGAACUAAUAAAAAGUGCCAAAUCAUGCUCAUA
Molecule: messenger RNA, 3884 nt
Organism: Coregonus clupeaformis (lake whitefish)
Lineage: Eukaryota; Metazoa; Chordata; Actinopteri; Salmoniformes; Salmonidae
Gene: trpa1b
Product: transient receptor potential cation channel, subfamily A, member 1b
Exons: 28
Coding region: 128-3505 (1125 amino acids)
Biological process (GO): transmembrane transport; monoatomic ion transport
Cellular component (GO): membrane
Molecular function (GO): monoatomic ion channel activity; protein binding
Source: RefSeq, a predicted model, not a curated record